This is a messenger RNA of Hydractinia symbiolongicarpus, 1600 nucleotides long. Its product is annotated as zinc finger protein 703-like. Bases 196 to 1506 code for a protein of 436 amino acids. The record is from RefSeq and is a predicted model, not a curated record. Gene Ontology annotation, biological process: negative regulation of DNA-templated transcription. The transcript is spliced from 2 exons. Gene Ontology annotation, cellular component: nucleus. Lineage: Eukaryota; Metazoa; Cnidaria; Hydrozoa; Anthoathecata; Hydractiniidae.
UAAUAAGAACCAAUCCAAUUGAAGAAUUUUAUUCAAUGAAUGUUUUGAUUGGUUAUCGGUUUUCUAUAAGGUUUGAGUGAUUGACAGCUUAUGAGUUGUGGCGCAUGGCAUUGUAUAUCUUAGUCUGCGUCGGAAUCUUUGAUCAUAGAUCGAAAUUAAUUCGCGCUGAACAGAGCGAGUAAGUUCAGUUUCGCGAUGACUAUUGGAGAAGAAAGACCAUUGGUGACCUCAGAUUUUUACACACAAGCAGAAGAUAAACUUAAGAUAAAGAAUUGUCACGAAAUGAUUGCUCAACAGCGUCUACCUAUUCAUAUGGCUUACUUACAGCCUCAUUUGACGAGUUCAGAAACGAAAGCAUCGCCACUGGCAUUGUUGGCAGCGACUUGUAGUAGCAUUGGGAAACCUGAUAACGAAAAAAAAGACAUCAAAGCUACAUCUGCUAUUUUUAACUCGUUAAGCAGCGGUGAAGAAGAGCACAAAUCGUCGUUUAAACCUUAUAAAAUGGACACAAAACCAGCAAACAGACGAAGUUCUCCUCCGGCACUAAGGUCGAAUGCUAGUCCGAUAUUAUCGAAGCAGUUAUCUAUGAGUAGCACAGUCCACAGUAAACUUAACACGACUGUCUCAAUGAGCGAAUCUGAAAGAGCUCGUUUUUAUCCUCACAGAGACAGUAAGGACUACUACCCGUUACCAUGCCAUUCCGCUUCUCCACCGUUACCGCACUUACCACACAAAACAUCCAUGCUUUCGCCGCAUCACAAUCACAGUGAGUGCGUACAGUGUAAAAAAAUGGGACCUCACUCAGACAUGCCUGCCAUAAAUCGACAGUCGCAGGGGACGCAGUGUACGUGUUUCUCAUGUACCCAAACGAGAACGGAACCUAAAUGUAACUAUCCAGCUGCCCUACCUUCAUUAUACGCGUCGCAUUAUAAGCCGCAGUUGCAACCAAUGAUAACUUGUCGUGAUCCGACCUGUACAAACUGUUCUAAAGUUCCUCCAUCGCAUACUAAUAUUCAAAAUUUCCUUCAUCCCGCUUUAAUACAUCAGUGUACCCAUGGAGGAGGCCCGCAUAAAUCUUUCCCUCCUCCACCACUACCACACCUACCAACAACAAACUCGACGUUUGACUCGUACGCAAAAGCAUCGUCAAAUCCGAAACCUUUUGUUUGCAACUGGGUUUCCGAUGGUAAGCAUUGUGGAAACGGAUUUACAACUUCAGAAGAGUUGUUCCAACAUUUGCGAACUCAUACGAACUUACAACAGCACAAAGCAAAGUGUGAUGGGCAUGCAACCACACCACAAAGCAUGCCCUCCAACAUCCAACCACCGCCUUCAACAAACCCCUGCACUGUACAUGGCUGCCCAUGUGGACAACGCAAAGCCAGUCCUCGACCCACCUUACCAGGGUAUUCAUACGGACCAGCUUCCAGUCCUGUACGAUAUUCGCCAUACAGCAGACCCGGACAUGGUUACGUCCCUCCACCGCAUAGCGUUUUUCAUUAUUAGAAACAACAGAAAUAAUAAUUUAUUAUCAUAGGAAUUUUUAUAUGAAUUUUUAGCGUGUAUAUUCUUAAUUAGAAGCCAUGCCUGUAUCCUCAAA